Molecule: messenger RNA, 2596 nt
Organism: Hymenoscyphus albidus
Lineage: Eukaryota; Fungi; Ascomycota; Leotiomycetes; Helotiales; Helotiaceae
Source: the annotation of a GenBank genome assembly
CUUAAUUUCUUCACUUCUCAUUAAGACUUCCGCUCUAGAUUGGUGCUCUUGUAUAAGUGUUGUAUAUUUCAUUUGUUGAAAGGAAAUCACUGGCGAGGGUCAGUUUCUUGGACCAUAGAAAGAGACAUGGAUAAUCCGGGGCUUGAUAAGGAGAAUAAGUAACGAAUUGUCUUACUCUCUUAGUGGUAUUCGUCAAGUAUGCUAAUAUUGUCAAUACGAUAGCUCUUCUAGUUCCAAAUCGUUUCCAUUCAUCGUAUCGACCGAUCAAAGUAAACCCGACAAGAAAACCCGGAAACUGGUCAAGCAACAUGUCAUGCGAGACAUUGCUCUUGCCCGAAGAAAAGGCAACAAGAAUUUCAGAAGUCCUCAUAUUCAAAUUCCUUUGGUUGUACCGGAAAUUAAUGGUGGUGACUGGCUUCCACUUGCUUCUGGUGAGUAAAGUCAGAUAGCAUUCAAUUCUUUCAAGUUGUGAUUCUGAACUAUAACAGAACCCAAGAUCGAUAACCAAGAGGUGAAUCAAAUCGUGGAAAGAAUUCUUGCACCCAGCCCUUCUCUGGAGAGACUUGGAGCAGGAAUAUUCGACCCCAUUUUGCCAUACCCAAUUGAGAUGGACCACACCAGUCGAGGCUUGAUAGAUAAUGGUAACUGACCCGCUCACGGAGAUCCAAAUUUGCUGACAACUCCGUCUUCCUAGCUAAUCUAUCAAAUAGUAUUUGACACUAGAAUGAAUACCAUGAAGCCCUACCGAGAUGCAUUCUUCCACAUCGCCAUCCACGACCGCUCAGCAUUCUUUCAACUCCUCGCCAACACCGAACUUUUACGCAACUCGCAAAAGGCCUAUGAGUCAGAUGGCAAAGCACAAAUCUCGUAUACAGCCGCGAAAUACCAUGCCAAAGCAAUCAAACUUGCCAAUUCGAGGCUUCCGAAUUCGGAAGAUGCGGUUAGUGAUGGGAUUAUUUCGACGGUUUUGAUUAUGGCUGUUUACAAUGUGAGUCUUUUUUCCCUCCUCAUUGAAUUAUGAAGAGAUGUACUCAAAUGAAGGUAGCAUAUUUUGCAGGACUUCAAAUCUUGGAAUAUACAUAUGAGUGGACUUAAACGAAUUUUGGAGCUGCGUGGGGGAAUCGAGACGUUGCAAACGACCCCUAUAUUGAGACUUUUGAUAUCAUGGUACAUUCCCUUUCUUGUUCUCACAACAAAGUCCUAUCACUAAUAGCAGAACAGGCAUGAUAUAUCUGGUUCCUAUGCCCAUGAUCAAGAACCGCAUUUCCCAUACCCUAUAAUCUCAUUACCAACCCUACCGACUCCAGAUGUCCCACCCUUAGCACCGGUCCAACAUCUUAUCAACACCUUUUCAUCCUCGUCAUAUACCGCAGUGGCGCAAAACUUACUAACUUUCCACUCAUAUCAUGAGAUUCUCCGUUAUGAGAACAAUUGGCCGGAGGGUCGUUUAAUCAGCGACAAAGUGGUCUCUGGAUUUUGGAUGAACCGAAUCAUACAGAUACUUCUCUGUCUCAAAGGACCCAUGUAUUCCCCCAAUUCAUUCCUGGAAGGUGUAGAAGAGACUGGAAAUAGCACCAAAGAACUUGAUCUUCAAACAUUAGCCGAAAUCUGGCGACUGGGAGCCCUUCUAUAUCUUGCUGAGAUUCGGAGAAGAAUGGGCACGUGGCCUGUGAGAACUGAAGUGUAUGUCAGCAAAGUCCAGCGCAUUUUCAGACGAUAUGAUGUGAGCAAUUCUCAAGUUUGGAGAGGGGUUGGAGUGCUGAAGCUUUGGGUGCUUGUUCUGGCAAUUUUUGAGGCGAGAAAUGUGGGAGAGAGGAGUUUGUUGAUAGAGGAUUUGAGGAGUGUGAUGUGCCACGAACAUCUGAGCUCAUAUGAAGAACUCAGGAGUGCGUUGCAUGGUAUGUUUUGGGAUGGGAGUAUUUUCGAUGAGAAGUUGAAGGACUUUUGGGAGAAAUCUUGGGCACAAAGUCGUGAUUCAUGAUUGCGAAUGAUGUUUGUGGGGAGAGAGUAAAACUCACUCUAGGAUUCUGUGACCAUGAAAGGAAUGGAGUGGCAACAUAACUGAGGCUACUUAGCAAUGGAACGAUGGCGUUGAUGUUAGACUGAGAGAAGAGGAGUGAUGGAGUGAUGGGCGUCAAGAUUGGAACUCUACAGUUGGUGCGAUGUGCUGAAUACGGAAUCCUGCCUUCUGUACCAUCUAUUCCCAACAUCUAACCCAAAAGCAACUUCUCCGAAGUCUUUUUCUUGUACUGAGUCUCCCAUUCGGGACUUGCAACAAAAGCACAUUGUCAGGAGUGGAGGUCAUAUGCUCUUGAUAAACUAUUAGUUCGUAAGUGUAGCUGAUAAGUGCUUUUUAGUUUCCCAAAUGACUUCCCUAUCACCAAGUAAGGUUACCAUGUUCCACAAUCUCUGCCCAAUUCUAUCAAAUUCUGGCAACAUCACACAGGUACCGUCAUACCUAGAUCCGUGCUUUUCAUGUACAGCACAUGGUAUCCGCUUAUCUGAUACGCAUUUUACACAGUGUUACUCAUGUACUCGGAGUAGCGUUUUCAAACUGCAUGUUUGACGUGAGCGACUUGGAAUCGAUAGAUUUGCC